AUGAUGCGAGACUCCCGCCGUCGGAGCCCUGAGAGCUCCAGGAGGCGGAGGCGGGAUCACAAGCGAGACUCACGGGAGAACCUCGCCUUUGUCCCGCCUCAACCCAUGAAUAUACCAACGCAGUCAUUUUCAGCUUAUCCAGAUUAUCCUGAGCAAUACCCGACACCCAGUGCGACUGCGACAAAGGGAGCACGCGGUGCGAACCCUCCAGACGGCGAUAAAAGCCGAGAUAGAGAUGGAAAUAGAGGCCGAUAUCGAGAUCGAAACCAGGAGCAACUAUGGGGACAGGAACAGGAACACACUGUUAGACAGAGAGCAGCUUCCGAUAGCUCUGGCUCGCUCUCUUCGAGCUCUGUCGCAUCGUCCCUCCUGGAUAUUUCAAGGCAUUAUCCCGUUCAGAGCCGCUUUGGAGGCAUCUUCGGCACCUUUUUCAAAGCACCCUCAGAGCGCCGGGUUCGUCGCCGGAGGAGUGGCAGAACUAAGCAGCGCCGUGUUUUGUACUUUGGCAAUUCGUCGUCGUCAUCGGUCAAUUCCGACAUGGCCUACGGAACUGGAUAUAUUCCCAAGGGCAAGAGCCGUGACUUCAACAAGCAGCGCACUACAUCUGGAGGGUACUCGACACAUGAGACCCGACAUAGAGAUGGAAGAGGCACUAAUGAGUACGAAACGGCCGCCAUCGCCGCCGCCGCUGGCUCCAGCCGACAUGCCGGCGCCAAGAAGGACAAAACGGACGAGGAGAUUCUAGCUCUCGGCCGUCAGCUCUCCGACUUUGCCAAAAAGCAGAAUGAGCAUGACCUGCGUUCAUCGGGCAAAAUUAAAGCAACCGGGCUCAUGGCCGCCGCCGCCGCUGUCAACGAGGUCCGCAAAAAGAGACGGGAUGCAAAGACUCGCGGCAUUGCUACGUCUCGACCUCAUGGUGACUACUCGGAUUCAAGCGACGACUCAGACUGGGAGGACGCCUCUGACGAUGAGGGCGGCUUUAGUGACGCCGAAUCGGCACUGGCGUAUGGUUCUGUCGUCUCACACGCGAUCAGACCUACCAGAUCUAGUGUAGCACCUGCAAUGAGCGCUGCAGCGGGUGUUGCUUUGGGUGCUGGCGCGGCGUCUAUAGCCGGCCGAUCUGGGACAUCGUCAAGACCUGCAGAGAGUCUCCCAGCUACCAAUGUUAGAAAGAGCUCUGUCGUGGACCCUCGACUGUUUGGACCGUACAACUCCCUCAGGGGCAUGAUCAACACACCCUGCGGCUUCGGUGACAACCAACCCGCGGCUGACCACCACCAGUUCAACAAGCUGCGCCGUGCUGAGACCGAGCCAAUUUACAAAGAUUCCAUGAAAAACGUGUACCCCAUGCCGACUGCUGAUCCGGGCAGAUUCGAUGCCGGCGCCUCCUCGGCCAUCUCCUCUCGCCAAGACCUUCCUUAUCGAUCCCGCCCUGCCCCAAUUCCUCUUCAACAACCCAGCCCGAAGGCGCCCGUGUCGUCCAAAGUUUACCAAGCUGAGAAGUUGGAGGAAGAGAGCCAGAAGCACUCGCGAACACGCUCAGAUGAGACUGGAGUUGGUGCAGGUACGAAACUUACUGGUCUUGCUGCCGCAGCAGCCGCAGCAGUCGCACUCGCUUCCGACCGAAAGUCCAAGAGAGAUUCUCGUAGAGAAGAGCGGAGAUUGGAACGCAAAGAUGGCGCCCAGGACACGAAGGCCUCCACACGUGCUACUGAAUCUCGGGAUGGAGAUCGCGGCGAUUACUCCAAGCGACGAGACAGAGACGCCGAGUCAGAAGUGAGUCGCAAAUCAAAGAGAGACUCAUAUUCCUCAAAAUAUCAAGACGAACGCGAUCACAAGCGACACUCGCGCUACGAAGAGGAAGAAACUCCUCGAAAGCGCCGUGAGACAAAGGUAGACCACUAUCCCGAGGAAGAGUCGUCAUCUCGCAGGUCUAAGCGAAGUGAUCGUGGCGAUCGUGACAUCGAUUCGAAGAGUGAGUUAUCGCGGUCAUCUCGAAGAGACAGCCGAAAAUUUGAUGAUCGUGACGAGCGACGAAAGGAUGAGAAGACCAGCUACGAUCAGGCUGCUACUGUGACCACUCGUCAACCCGUGGAUCCUUUCCAAUUCCAGGUUGCUGAGAGCGCCCUCGGAUCGUCCCUGGUUUCUGCUGCCACGGCUCCUGCUCGCCCAUUGACACCCACAGUCGUGACAGUGGAUCGUGAACCAAAUUUUGACGAAGAACCGCCGCGCCUAGCCCAAUCAGAUACCAGGCUGAGCCGGAAGGACUCCUUUGAAAUCGAGCGCAUGGUGGAGGAUUAUAAGAGGGGGGCUCGCAGUCACCCCGACGGCCCAGACUCACGACGACAUGAUUAUGAGGAACGAGAACACGAGGCACGAAACAUUUACGAGGAGGCCAAGCAAUCUACUGCCCCUGUUGCUGCCGCAGCAGUAGCAUCCGCGAUAGCGGUAGAGAUGGCGCGAUCAAGGGGCCACCGGGAUGGAUAUACGGAUGAAGGGUCUCGCGAUUACACCCAGCCACGAAAAGACCCUGUGCAAGAGGAAGCAGACAGAUACUACCGGGAGAUGAUAACUGCCGAGAGAAUUGCUGCCGAGGAACAGCGAUCCCGCAGCGCGUCUCCCAACCAGUCUGUGAUCAACAAAUACGAGGGUGGUGACCAAAAAGAAACCUACUCCAUUGUUACGCCCCCGGAGAUGGAGGACAAAACCUCGAAGCAGAGCCUCUUUGACGGUCCGGAUGCAGAUGUAAAAAUCGACAACAAGAUCUAUCCCAAGGAACUACACAAAUUCAGAUCUACUGACACGUCCUUCAACCUGUUUACAUCGCGAGAUCCUUCUUGUGAACGGGAGCGACCGAUGCUGAACCUUGUCUAUCCAACUCCGGUGCCCAGUCGUCAACCCACUCCCAGCCUGUCUCGCGACUCGAGCGAAGUCGGUGAGCAGUCAGCUUCCACUGGAAGUGAUCAGAACGUCGCCAACGAUAACAAGAAGGAGGACGAAGCACAAGAAAGGGGUAAGAGUAAGGACAAGAAGAAGAAAAAGAAAAAGAAGUCCACAUCAAAGGAUGACUUCGCUGAGGAUGGAGGCGAGGUUGCUUCUGGUGCUGCGUCCACUGUCUCAUCUACCGCUAAAUCUGUCACCUGGGGCGAGAACUCGAUGAAGAGCUUUGAAGUUGAGAGCGCUGACUCUAGAAGUGAUGCUGAGGCAACACGGGACAAGACCGAGUCGGGUGACAAGUCACGCCCUGUUCUCAGCAAAACAAGUCAGUGGGGAAUCCUCGCUGCAGCCAUCGCAGGGAGUAGUUCUGAGCCCGCCAAUGAACCAGACGUCCCAGGAUCACGAUCCAAGAAGAAGGCAAGCUCGGAUGUUGGUGUUGGCUACCGGGACAAGUCAGAAAGGGACAUUGAUGACUUGAUGGACGAUGCCAAGUCUGAACCUCCUAUUCCGGGGCCAAAACCUGUGAGUCCAACUGCCGAGAAGAUGCCGGGCGGUUAUGCAGACGACAUAGAGUUUGCAGCCACCCUCGCAGCUGGCCUCAAGGAUACCGGAUUCGACCCAAAUAUCGUCAUUGAUGAUCCUGAAUACCGCCGCCGAGAUUCUCCACCCCGCACGAGUGAUACCAAUGGCGAUGGUUGGAGUGGCUCGUCGUUUGCCGAUGCUGUAUCAGAUAUAACCUCGAAGCAAAAGGGCGUGUCUGAACCUGGAUUCUUCUCCGAACCCGUCGACAUGACUAGAGAAGACCCGACAGGACCGUCCGACGAAUGGGUCGAGGCUCCCAAGAAGCUCAGCAAGAAGGAGAAGAAGAGGUUCGAAAAGGAAGCGAAAAGACAAUCCAUGGAUAUUGUGGAGCCUCUUGCCCCUGAACCAUCUGAGGAGAACAUUGCCGGCAAGUCUUUAGAGGAGAAGGAUUUGUCUCGAGAGAAUGACAAUAAACCAAGAGAGACUGACAACGCUGAAUGGGAGGACUCUGGCAAGAAGAAGAGGUCUAAGAAGGACCGCAAGAGCCGCGACUUUGAAGAUGACACUUCCUCAAAGUUGUCCCGUACAGAUUCGUUUGACAAAUCUACUAUUCGUGUUGUGGACCCGGAUGAUGACUGGGACAUGCCCAAGAAAUCCAAGUCCAAGUCCAAGUCCAAGAGAGACUCAGUUGGUUCUGAGGCUAUCUCUCGAUCUGCACCUGGCUCGGAGGUUGGUGAACGAGAAAGUAGUAGCAAACGCAGUUCUCGGUCGACCCCUGGUUCCGAAGUGGGCGAAAACGAAUCUUCCGGCAAGCAUAAUGGCAAAUCCAAGCGCCGAAGUGGCACAGACUUCGACGAUUAUGGAGACGAUCCCCCAGAUCGUAAAGGAGAUCCUUGGGACGAUCGCGAUGUCAGCUCUGUAGUCUCCGAGGCUAGGGGCGACGAGCGUCGGCGGGAGAGACGAAGCAAGCGUUCAUCAUUGUACGACGAUGACGACGCCAAGUCAGUUGCUUCUGCUCCCGGAUCAUCACGCAAAAGCAAGAGAUCAUCUCUCUAUGAGGACGAUGAUGCAGCCAAAUCGAGCGUUUCCCUACCUGGAUCGCCUCGUCGUAGCAAGGAUAAGGAGACCGAGAAGAGUGAAAAGAGAUCAAGUGGCCUACUCGCUAGCAUCUUCAAGACGGGCAGCAAAGACAGCAAAGAUGAUUCCAAGAAAUUGGACAAGGAGUCUUUUUUAGAUAAUGCCGGCACCCUUGGCGCGGGUGUCGGCUUAGCGACUGUUGCUGCUGCUGUUGCCAGUGCCUCUCGCUCCAAUGCCGCCCAGGCCUCCUUUGAGAAAGACCCUGACUCUCUCGAAGAUGACAAACCCAAGAAGUCGGGAGGGUUAGAAGACUUUGACCCAGAGAUUGCUCCUCGUGCAAUCAAACCCGCAAUUGAUCCUCAAUACGGGGACCUGCUUCCUUUGCCUCCAAGCGAACCAGGCAGUCCGAAGACCCCCCCCGAAGACCUGCCUGCCCUUCCGGAUAGCCGCCCAGACACACCGCCUGAGGAACGCACCCUGAAGCGUGACUUUUUGACUCACCGCCGUCGUCGAAGUACACAAGAUACGCCUAUGAAGUCCCCCAGCAGCACAGCAAUCCCAAUUUCUCUCCGUCUCGGCCAGAGACACAGUGGUCCUCCCAGCUCGCCUAGCGCGUACCGGUCACCUCCAAGCGGCUCGCCGGUCACGACCCCCGAAUCCUCCCGACGCUCAGCCCGGAUUUCUUGGGAUAGCAGUAAGGAAAUUAAGCCUCUCUACCUUCUUGAGCACUCUCGGCAAGGCUCUGUUGAUAAUGUGCCGCAAAUGGAUCUACCUGAACUCCCACCUAGCGAACCAAGCGAGCCACCAUCUCGAGAAUCCCCUGCUCCUGGGUACGCCAACCUGUAUACCGACGAAGAUGUAUCAAGCAGGGGCAUCGGCCUCGACAACCUGGCUGAUGUUGGUCUCCGGAUUGAUACAAGCUUAGCCUCGUCAGUUCCCAUUGAAGAUAUUGCUGGCUCUCAAGAAACCACUCCCAAGGCUAUUAGACGACCCGAGCUACCAUUUGUGCCUGCCGACGAGCAAACUCCAGAGAAGACGACAAUUGCCGACGAAGACCCUGCUCCUGUUGAUUCCAUGUCUAAAGAUAGAAGUUCAUACUUGCUCAAUUCAGCGCCCUCUUCUACCAAAUCGAAUAAAUCCACCAAGAGUGAGACCGGCAUGGCCAGUCCACCUGAGUCUACCCCAACCAAACACCUUGCAGUGGAGAGCUCACUGGCCGACAUUGCAGAGGACUUAACGUCUGCUGAUGAGCACUUUUCCGACGCGCUGGAAGGACCUCACUCGGACACUUUUGAGGAAGCUCAGGACUGGUUCGAUGAUGUUCCUCCUUCCGAACCUGCCAUUGUCGAGGAAGCUGUUGUAGAGUCAACACCAAAAGUUCCUCAACCAGCUGUCGCCGAAAAUCCUGAUCCAACCCUUGUCGAUGAUGAUGCUGAAUCAGAGGAAUGGAAGGGCAUGUCCGCCAAGGAAAAGAGAAAGGCCAAGAAGUCCCGCAAGAGCAAGGACCUGUCCCUCGCCGAGGCGGCUGUUGUAGGCUCUGCUGCAGCUACGACCGCAGUGGUCGCGCCGUUGUUGACCGAGGAGCCGAGCAAUGUCGAAAAUGUUGGCGAGCCUGCUAGCCCGCAGGUCGAUUUCGAGCAACCGAAGAAGGGAAAGAAAGGGAAGAAGAAUAAGAAAAAGUCCCUUUCCUUGCAGGAUGAUCUUGGAGACACACCAUCUGUGCAGCCAACUGUGGACGAGACGACUCUAAUUGCGGGCACUGACGCUCCUGAAGCGACGGAGACCGGGAACCUUGCUGCUAUUGACACUUCGACCGAUAUAGCUCCGCCAGAAACUGCAGACCAAAUAGCCGUCACCGACGACACACGGGUAAAACCACAUAUGGAGCCUAUUGACACAAUUGCUCACGAAGCGACCAAAGACGUCGGACGAGACGAGAUCUCUGAAACGGUUAUGGAGCCUGCUGAGGAUACUUCUGUCGAUCGUGCAGUAGCCGAUGACGCCUGGGAAGCUCCUAGCAAGAAGAACAAGAAGAAGAAAAAGAAAUCUAAAGAUGCUUCUUCUUGGGACGUUGAACCGGCCAUCGAUCUCACAUCCACGAAAGAUUCUCGUGAUCCCGAAGCUAUUGAGGUACAAGACCUCACUCUCGAUAAGGAUACGCCUGUUGAGACUUCAACCGAGCUGGUUGCCUCUACUGAACCGGUCGUCUUUGCUGAACCAACUGCCUCUGCUGAGCCCGUCGCUUCUACUUAUACGGCCGGCUCUACCGAGCCUGCAGCCUUUGCAGAGAACAAUGCUGCUGAAACAGCACUGGAAGUGGACGCACUCCCCACUGAGCAACCUACCGUUCCCGACCCUGAAGAGUUGUGGUCUGCACCAUCCUCUAAGAAAGACAAGAAGAAGAAGAAAAAGCAGGGUCUUCAGGUGGACGAACCUUUGCCUGUGGAAUGGGAGCUACAACCUGAGCCAGCUCUCAGUAUCGAGCAAUCUGAGAAUUCCAAGACGGAACCAGACCUAGCCACGGAGCCAGCCGCAGAGUCAGUCAUGGGACCAGUCACGGAGUAUACUGCCAAGGAUCCUCUAGCACUUGAUCAAGUCACUGAACCAGCCGAACCCGAACCCGAGCCUGAGUUUACUUCUGUUUCUUCUAAGGGUAAGAAAAAGAAGAAGAAGAACAAGCAGGUUGAGGAACCUUUACCGGUCGAGGCGACUUCAGAACCCACUGCGUCUUCAGAGUUGCAGCCCACAACAGAGACGACACAUGAUCACUCAAUUGACAUAGAAAACCCGGCAACUGGGGACUCCGUGCCAACCUCCCAGGAAGUUGUAGAGGCUGUGGAAGCCAGUGAGGCAGAAUUCGCACCUGUAUCAAAGAGCAAGAAGAAAAAGAAGAAGGGCAGGCAGGCAGAUGACAGUCCACUAGUGGAUCAAGAGGCCGAAACAUCAGUCAUCGUGGAUGAGCAGUCAAAAUUGGAAACCGCAGAGGAGUCGACUCAAGCUAACCAGCAAACCACGGAGCCUGCCGAGGCUGGAGAGGACGAGUUUUCCCCAGUGUCAAGGGGCAAGAAAAAGAAGAAGAAAAGCAAGAGCGCACAAAUUGAUGAUUCUUUGCCAGUCGACAAGGGGCUUGAUACUUCCGCAACUCUAGAAGAGCGACCUUCAUCACUUGAGGGCGUUGUCGCUGAGGAAUCCUUGAUGGCUGAAGGAGCUGAAGCUGGCGUCGCGGAGAAAACUCCCGUCACUGAAGAACCUCCCGUCGUUGAGCAGGUGAUUUCUACGAGUGAAGAUAUUUCCAAAGAAGAAUCCGGGACUACGUUCCAGGAUACUACCGAACCAGACUUUGAGCCUGCCUCAAAGGGUAAGAAGAAAAACAAGAAGAAGAAGAGCAAGCAGCUUGAUGAAGAUUUGCCGUUGGAUAAGACGCUUGAACUUACGGCUACAACCAAUGAUCAGCGAUCCACGACCAUCCUCCCUGAUCAAACUUUCACAGAUGAGCCUUCAUCGACUGAGAACACCUCUGGAACCAGAGAACCAAUUCUUACCACGCGAGAUCCUGUCGAGGCAGGAGAUGCAGAUUUUGAACCAGUCAGCACGGAUGACAAACAGAAGAAGGUUCUCUAUUUAGACGAAGCUUCGCCAGCAGACACUCCGCCAGAAGAACAUUCAGUUCUCGCCGAACAAAUUGAAUCCAUCGAGCCUGUGGUUGAUUCAACACCGGAUGGAAAUUCUCCAGCAACUGAGGUAUCUCUUUAUCCCCAAGCAACGACUGAGGCCACUGAAGACGACUUUGCUCCCGUUACGAAAGGAAAGAAAAAGAAGAAAGAUAAGAGAAAGUCUGUUCAGUGGGAGGACACCGCUCCUGUGACUACUUCUGAAAGUCCAGAUGUCGCUUCGGAUGCCCUAGUCUUAGGUUCCUCUGUCACUCCAGAGCCUUUGACGAUCGAUAAGGCCGACGAAUUACAACCAGCAGAGCAGUCUCGAUCUCUGGACGCCCAGGUCCCUGAACCGCUCUUCUCGCAAGGUGACGCGCCUCUUGAGCUUACGCUGGAUGACACUACGAGCGUUGAGCCAACUCAGCUAGAGGGCAAGACACUCGGAGAUGUAGCUAUGGAAGACUCCUGGACUGAGACGGUUUCUACUAAAAAGAAGGGCAAAAAAACCAAGACAGGCCAAGCCAAUGUUUGGGAUCUUUUGGAAGAGAAACCUGGCGGAGACAUUACACCUGAUCCUGUAUCUACUCUUGUUGACAAGGAGCACAUCAAUGAAUCUCAAGAGGAGCCGGUCAGUGAAAUUGCCACUGAGGUCCCACGCGAAAUGGAAGACACCAAGGCUGCAGAGAUACCACAGGAAGCACAAGCUGAGGAUGAAUGGGCUACUCCUGCUAGCAACAAGAAGUCCAAGAAGAAGAAAAAGGGUAGUAAAUCGGCCUCAAUUUCAAACCCAGAGCCGGCGACUGAAACCCAGGUGGACACAGCGGAGCCUGCUUUAAUAACGGAGGAACCUGCCGCCAUCGAAGAGACCCAGCCUGCAGUUGAGCCGGAGCCUGCCGCCCCAAUCCUAGCAGAAAAUGAAGAAGAGUGGCCGCAAGCUAUAGGCAAAAAGGGCAAGAAGAAGAAGCGCCAGAGUUUGACUGCGGAGCCAGUCCCAGAGGGUUUGGCGUCCACUGAACCUCCAACUGAGUCGUCAAAUCCCCGAGAAGAUACUCCAGACGUGACUGCAACCGCAGUCGACCAUGAACUUGAAUUUGAGGUCCCGAAGAAGGGAAAAAAGAGCAAGAAAAAGAAGAACUCUCUCGCUUUUGAAUAUGGAGAAUCAGGCUCUGGUGUUGAGGCAGAUUCUGCGGCACAACCUCCUCAGCAGUCAGCCAUAAGCAAUGAGACUUCCUUGUCGGAAAACCUGCUAGCUGAGCCCGAAGUGAACGCAGCAGACAAAGCACGGACUGACGUAAUCGUUGGUCAUGAACAACCUGCAUCGGAAGACAACUCUGGCGUCGACAAGCCUUUGGAUGAUGCUGUCCUCCCCGAUACUUCUAAGAGUGCGGGAAUUGCUGAAGGGGGCCUUCCCGAGUCCCUGGUUUCAGGUGAUGACACCUUUGUACCUGCGAAACUCUCCAAGAAGGAUAGAAAGAUGAAGAAAAAGCAAGCAACCAUGGAGGCCGCCGCUCAGCAAUCUGUAGGAGAACCGUCACCAGAGCCAGCAGUCGCUGCUGGUGAUGCCUCUGCUGAAGCACUUUGCCUCACGGGCACGAUGGACAGUCCUGUAGGCGCAACCGAAACGCUUGCAAAAACGCCCAGGGCCGGCCAAAUCGAGGAAACGGAAGCCAUUCCUGAAGACUUGUGGGGUGGGUUCAGCCUGAAGCCUAAAAAGGACAAGAAGAAGAAGAAAACUAAAGAUACGGAAUUUGAGAAAGCACAGGAACCCGAACCCAUCCCCGAGACGGACCUCGCCGCGGAGCCAAUCCAGGAAUCGUCGUCAAUGGAUAGUGCUAAACCUGUAACCGACCUGAAGGCUGCAACAACUUUCGAAUCUGAGCGGUCUUUGGAGCCGGAGUCAACCAACGACGAUGGGACGGUCAAGGAUCAAGAGGAGGCUGGUAAGGCUGAUGACAAUGAUGAAUGGGCUGCUGGAACGUCGAGAAAGGAGAAGAAGAAGCAGAAGCAGAAAGCGAAGGAUUUGGGAAUGGAGGCUGAUGUGAGCUCAAAGGCUGUUGAGGAGACAUUCGUCUCAGACGAUGUCAAGACAACAAAGGCGGAGGAAGUGGGCGAUGACUCUUGGACUGAUACGAUGUCAAAGAAAGACAAGAAGAAGAAGAACAAGAAGGCCAAGCAGGGCUCUCAGUAUGAUUAUCCCCCUCCGCAAAGCACCCCCAUUCAGGACGCCAACGACAUCUAUGAUGCUGCUGCACGACCAGAGGCCGAACAAGUUGACCCCUUGGAGCUUGCAACUACAGCGCAGAAUACUGGCGACACCGAAAGGAGUGAUGCAGCACCUUGUGAUGUUACCUUUGAGUCCCACCAAAAAUCCGCGGAUGUGCAGCAGGAGUCCCAAGAAUCCAAGGAUAUCACAAUGACAGAGGAUCAAUCACCACAAUCUGAGCCGGAGAUUGCCGAGAGUUCUGCUCCUAUAACCCCACAACACGACACCACUGUCCUGGAUCCAUCUGCUCAGCCAAGCGGCGAUCGUCAAGUGCCAGUGGGUAAGGAUGAGCUUGUGGAUGAUGAAUGGUCAAUACCAGAUUCUGGCAAAAAGAGGAAGGGCAAGCAAAACAAGAAAAGCAAAGUUGACUUCAUGCCCUGGGAUGAACCCAAUCCAGACGUCUCUGCGCAACCUGUCGAGAAAAAGUCUACCUCUGAAGGAGCCAAAGCUGCAUUUGAGUCAGAUCAGCCCCCAGGGGAGUUUGUCGAACCCCGCAUGACUGAUAGAGACUCAGAAAUGAUGAUGGCGACUUCUGAGGGAGCUGAACCGACUGAAUUUUCGACCGAACCUGUUGUGGUAAAAGAUGCUCCAGCUACGGUGGAAUUGCCCUCUGAUUUACCGAUAUCCAUGGCACAGCAUGCUUCCCCUUCCAACCAGGAUGAGAGUAACCCGGAAGGCAAUAUCUAUGACAGCGCCAUGGAGAGAAAGUUGUCUAAGAAAGAAAAGAAGAGAAAGAAGCAGCUGGGCCUAGUGGAUCAAUCGUACGGCGAAACUCCAGAUACAGAUUUAAGAGACAGCACUGCUGUUGAGUUGUCGGAGGCUGUGUCAACCACCAAUUUUGAGCCUUCAAAACAUGCCCCCCUUGCGAAGGAAACCAGCACUGAGCCUGAUGAAUGGCUGGGGGCUAAAAAGUCCAAAAAAGACAAGAAGAAGGCUGCCAAGGCUGCACUGGCCACUUCUGUACUGACCGCCGCGGCGGCGGCGGCGUCUACAAAAGACUCAACUAAGAACCUUGAGGCAGAAGACCGUCAAAUUCCCAGAGAAGAACCGAUACAGUUUGAAGGUGGCAGCUCAUGGGCCGACGAAAUGGAAGACGUAGCGCCAAUUAUUCCAGCUGAAUCAGACACUGCCGUUGUCGCAACGCCUAAAGACGACGAGUUCGGCUUCACCACGUCGGCCAAAUCGAAGAAAGGAAAAAAGGCAAAAAACAAGGCGAAGGACUCGUCUGUUGAUGAAUAUCGUACCCCUGAGGCAACACCAGCUGCUGAGCCAGUCCAAACAGCAACUCAGGAUACACCAGAAGCCGCCGUAGAUGAACCACUCAAUGUUGCAGAGACUGUUGAAGAAGAUGAAUGGGCAAUGCCUUCAAAGAAGAAGGGGAAGAAGGGCAAAAAGAGCAAACCAAACAGCGGAACAAUCACUCCAGCCGACACAACAAACCCCCCCGAGUCUACAAUUCUGCAAGUGGCGCUAGAGGACCCAGGAGAACCUGCUGAACCCGCUAUUCCGUCCGAACCGGGCGAAGGUGACACUGCAGUAACAGAGACAGAACCUCCGGCCAAGAACGAUCUUGUUGACGAGUGGGCGUUACCCUCAAAGAAGAAGGGCAAGAAGGGGAAGAAGGGCCAAUCUAGAAGCGGGAUCCUGACCCCUGAAGAAUCUCAGCCAGCUGGAGCAGCACAGGAGAGCCUCGAUACCGAGAAAGAAACAGUUCCUAUUGAGACGGAGCAUGCUGAAUGGGACACGAAAGUCGCUGAACCUUCAUCUGUUGUUGAUAUGGAGGAAGAAUGGGCUUUGCCAUCCAAGAAGAAAGGCAAGAAGGGCAAGAAAGACAAGUCAGAGCGUGGCACAAUUACUCCAGCCAAUGAGCCUAGCAUAUCACCGGACCAGCAACAGGAAACAGUACCGACCGCGAUUACCGAAGAGGAUCCUCGCGAUACAAUCCCAGGAGACGAGGUGUCUCGAGCAGAUGUUGCUGUUCCCGAUGAAUUUCCCAGAGCCCUUGACCCGGAGCAGCCACCACACUCAAUGGACAACGAUGAUACAGAGGGUUGGGGCCUUACGGUGAAGAAGAAGAAAGGCAAGAAGAACAAAAGUGGAAGUGGCUCUAUGACACCCACAGCGCCUCCUGACAUCUCUGAAGAACCCACCACGGAUAAGCCUUUUGCAGCUGAAGAGGUGAACCUUGUUCAGGAGGACCCUGCUAUGACCGCUCUCCCUGAGGUAGUGGGAGCUCCCCAGUCUGUUGACGUAGAAGAUGAGUGGGCUGUGCCGACCAAGAAAAAGAAAGACAGAGGCAAAAAGUCCAAGUCUAUACCGCUCGCUGCUCUGGAUGAGCCCUUAACUAUGACAUCAGAGGCAGAGACCGGCCCGGCUGGGGAGCGUGGCCUUUCCGCCAUGGAGGUAGACGAUACAACCUCCGCAGAGAACGUUGAUUGGAGACAAGAAGAAGGCAAACCUGAAGAAAGAGACAUUGACACUAGUCUGGAUACUUCAGCCGUGCAGAACGCCGAUGAUGGAAAUGGUCCUGUCUCGAUGCCAGAGCCUUCUAUGAAGGAUAUUAUGGCGGAGGCGAACGCUGAAGCCGCUUCGGCGGCACCCAUGAGCAGGAAGUCCAAAAAGGAUAAGAAACGCAAAUCGAGCCAAAUUGUUGCGCUGGACUCUCCUCAAAACGAAAUUGGCGGAGGUGAGCAGGACCCUUCUAUUGCAGAGGUGCACGUAGAAGACGCUGCCAACGACGAAUGGCCCGAUAACCUCUCUAUCCCGAAAUCUAAGAAACAAAGGAACAAGAAGGCCGCUGAAUCUCCCGCUGAGCCGUUCGAGGACAUUCUGAUCGACAAGAAUGUUACGCCCAUGGAUGAAAGCCGGCAGGCGGAAGCUGAUUCUGCUGAGCAUGACCGUCACAUGGGAGAAACUCGGUCGGAUCGAGGCCCUGGUGAUUCUGUCAAGGAUGAUGAUGGACGCAAGAGUAAAUCAGAAGCAUCAACGACUGAAGCACUAGCAACCGCAGGUGCAGUCGCUGGCGGUGUAGCCUUACUAGCUGAAAAGUUUGGAGGUGGCAAGAAGAAGAAGGGCAAGGGGAGGCAAAAGAAGAUUUUGGACAAGAGACAGCCGCAGCAAGAUGAUAUGUUUGAUGACCCGGCAUUAUGGGAGGGAGCAGACAAGAAAGCCUUGGAUGAUGGAAAGGAUGCGGAAUUGCACGAGGACUUUUGGGGUGGUGCAGCAGACAGUGAGGAGAAGCACGAAGAGAAGGAGGAGAACAAAGGUGUGGAAUUGCUGGGAGCGACGAGCGCUAAGGAAACGAAACACGGUUUGCCCACUCCGAUGAGCGGAAGCUUUACAGAAUCUGAUGGAGGGUGGGCGGAAACGGCUCAGCAUGGAGUGCCCCUCGACGAUGAGUUUGCAGAGAGCCCGAUUCUGGGACGUGGUGAGGCUGCUCCGAUGAUGACGAAGGAGCCCGUCGGUCUGCUACGCCGAUCAACCGAUGUUGGCGAGCCAGUUGGUGGACUGCUCAAAGAGAGAUCUGAACCCGAGCCGAUGAUUCGAAGCCUGAGUUCCGAAUCCGACUUUAGACGGUCCCCGACGAGAGGUCUGCCCGCUGUUCAAGAAGUCCCCGAAGCGGAAGCAAUCGCAGCCGAGUACAACUGGCCCACGCCUGAGAUGAAUCGCGACAGCGGCUUUGCAGCUGAAUCGCCUCACCCACGACGCCGCCGUAGUUCAGGAAUCCAGGACGAACAGCAAAGAGAUAGCGGUGUUCACACAGACGACUACGGGGAUGACAAGAUGCAGACACCUGACGUGUCUGGGGAGAAGAGGACCCGACGCUCGCCAUUUGCAACUCCAGUCUUACAGGAGCCAGAGGCUUCGGCCGCUACGCCGGAGCCGGAAAAGAAGAUAAGCAGAAAGGCUACGAAGGGCUACGGUGAGGUUGCUUCUAGGGGAGGCAUUGCCGCUGCAACCGCGGGAGCAGGACUUGCAGCCAACGCAGCUCUGUCUCAGGAUACGCCAGAGCGGCGCAGCGUCAGCGACAAUACGUACAAUUAUGCAUCAGGAUCAGCAUCAUCAACAAAAGCUUCUCAUGAGAGCCAUGAUGGCCGAAAUGCCCCUCCACGGGCCGAUCCAGUGGCGCGCCGAUCAGUGUCCAACACCAGCCUCUCCCGCCAGCGGACACCAGAGCCGCUCAAGUUGCGGCCUGAAAGCCCAGGCAUCACCGGACUCCAAGGCAUCAAGCGGUCCACCCCAACCCCCCCACUUCGGCGCAUCGACAAGCGCAUGAGCGGCGACCUGCGAGCUCUUCGUCAACAAAGAAGCUCCAGCUCUACAACACCCACACCUACGGCAUCUGACACUCAGGUGCUGCCGCCGCCUGUCGCCAACGAAAGUCGUGUCCGCUCCAAGGGCGAGGAAAAGGGCAUGGCUGACGUCUACGAUGGCUAUGGCGAGGGUCGCAUCGGCUCGCCGCGAUCGCCCACUCGUCCUCAUAGCAUGCGCCGUCGCCAAAGCAUGCAAGUACUCGAACUCGAAUCCAAGGUUGAGCAGCUCAUCGCCGAGAAUCGUAUGUUGACCGAGGCACGUACCCAUGCCGAACAAAAUCUGAGCCAAAAAGCCGCCAGCGUCCUCUCUGAGCGUGACUCCGAAAUCGAAUCGCUCAAACAAUCGCUGCAAUUCUUGCACAACGAGGUCGCCCGUCUGACAGAGGUCAACGAAGGCCUCACAAGCGCCAAUGCGGAGCUGGCCAGCAAGGACAAUGGCCGCUUUACCGACAUGACCCGCGAGUUGAACGAGGCUCGAGGCGCACAUACCACAUUUACACAAUCGUUGCAAGACAAGGACGCUGAGAUUGCAGACCUCCGCGCCCAGCUAGAAGCCGCCAAACAACAAAUCCGCGAGAUGCAGCGCAAGAUCCUCGAGUCCAAAGCUGGUGAUUCCGAAUUCCUCAACAUCAAAGACGAAGACUACUUUGACCACCGGUGUCAGCAGCUCUGCUCGCAUGUACAGCAAUGGGUAUUGCGCUUCUCCAAGUUUUCCGACAUGCGCGCCUGCCGCCUCACCAGCGAAAUCAACGACGAGAAGACAAUUGAUCGUCUGGACAAUGCUAUCUUGGAUGGAACCGAUGUCGACACCUAUCUUCGAGACCGUGUCAAGCGCCGGGACAUCUUUAUGUCCAUGACCAUGAAUAUGAUUUGGGAAUUUGUUUUCACUAGGUACCUGUUCGGCAUGGACCGAGAACAACGCCAAAAGCUCAAAUCACUUGAGAAGCUUUUGACGGAUGUUGGGCCUCCAAAGGCCGUCCGCCAGUGGCGAGCUGUCACGCUGACCCUUCUUUCCAAGAGAAGCAGCUUCAGGGACCAGCGCGAUUUGGACACAGAAGCCGUGGUCCAAGCCGUCUUCCAGACUCUCUGCAAGAUACUUCCCCCGCCUUCCAACCUUGAGGGACAAAUUCAGUCACAGUUGCGCAGAGUGAUGCACGAAGCAGUAGACCUGUCUGUGGAAAUGCGUACCCAGCGAGCUGAAUACAUGAUGCUGCCGCCACUGCAGCCUGAAUAUGACGCGGAUGGUGAAUUAGCAGCUACCGUGUCGUUUGACGCCGCCAUGAUGAACGAACGAAGCGGCAACGCUAACAAGACCAACGAGGAACUCGAAGCGCAAGGUGCUGUCGUUCGAAUUGUUCUCUUUCCCCUUGUCGUCAAGCGAGGGGAUGAUGAUGGAAGUGGAGAAGACAAGAUUGUUGUCUGCCCGGCACAAGUACUCAUUGCCCGCGAUGACAGAAGCAGACGCCAUUACACUCCUUCCAGCGAAGCCGGCGGCGCAUCUCUAGGCGCACCCAGCCACAUCAGCCUGGCGAUGGAAUCUGUUGGCCAAGCCGAGCCUUGA
Pochonia chlamydosporia 170 is the source of this 16326-nucleotide messenger RNA. Its product is annotated as involucrin repeat protein. The coding region runs from base 1 to 16326 and encodes 5441 amino acids. NCBI's taxonomy places the organism in Eukaryota, Fungi, Ascomycota, Sordariomycetes, Hypocreales, Clavicipitaceae. The record is from RefSeq and is a predicted model, not a curated record. The transcript has 2 exons.